AUGGGUGAUAACUCAACGGCGAAGCGGCUGAGGAGACGUUGGCCAAUAUUAAUUAUUUGCUGCGGUCUUUGUCUUUUCGUUCCUGUUGCAAUAGUUGUCGUAGCCAGUUUAAUUCCAACAUACUUGUCACGAAGUGAUUUCGCUACCCGCAAUACCGGUCUAUUCAAUAUUCCUCUCGACGUCUCGUACAGUACCAAUGUUAAAAGUACGGAUGUUUCACAAGGUCCUGGCGUGACAGAUCUGACUACUAAAUUGAUGCAACAAUACCCAAGUGCUACUAUCGAAACCAUCAAGACUCUGUUCAUUGCAUCAGUGUCAACAAGUGCCAGUAAGAAACGAAGAAAUACAGUCACAAAAAUGCAAGAGUGUACGACAUAUCCAGGCACAUCAGGCGAUUUUCUUUAUAUUUCAUUCGUCAUUAAGCGUCGAAACGCAUGUGUGUCGAACGGUUGUCUGAAGGCGUUUAAUGAAACGUUACAAAAAAUCAGCACCGCUUUACGUUUAAAUACGGCACUACUCUUGACAAUGGCCAAUGGUUCGACAGUGACUGCGCAAGUGGCCUUCUGUUCCUUUAACCAAGUUCAGCUUACUACGCCUAUUUCGACCAAUACAACGACACCAACGACAGUGAAAAUAUCAAAUGCUCCUGCUGUGACAGCAGGACAGACCGUGACAACGUCCACAAUAACGACAACUACAACUUUGGCUCUUUGUCAGAACGGCGUACAAGAUACAGGCGAAACUGAUAUUGACUGCGGCGGUAGUACAACUGGUUGUUCCAAAUGUGCUGACACCAAAAACUGUCUGGUUGGCAGCGAUUGCGUUAAUAACAAGUGCUCAGCUAACAAAUGUGUUCCUCUCUGUCAGAACGGCGUACAAGAUACAGGUGAAACUGAUGUUGACUGCGGCGGUAGUACAACUGGUUGUUCCAAAUGUGCCGACACUAAAAGCUGUCUGGUUGACAGCGACUGCGUUAAUAACAAGUGCCCAUCUAACAAAUGUGUUCAAUGUGUAACGGAUGGUGACUGCACUGGUGGUCAAACAUGCCAGGCAAAUGUGUGUGCCGCUCCUUCGUGCUUUUGUGGUGAUCAAAAUGUUAUGUUACACGACGGAACAGCACGAUCGAUGGACAAACUACAACCAGGCGAUCUCGUUUGGACAUUGUCGGAUGAUGGCAAAAUGUUUUCUCUUACAGAAGUUAUGAUUAUCUCUCACCGGGAAGAGAACCUCACAGCUAUUUUCUAUACCGUGGAAACGAUAACUGGUCAUCGAAUAAGUUUAUCAAAUAUACACUACAUUCGAGUUCAAUAUUUUGGCUACUUAACACCACAAGAACUAACAUUAAAUCAUUCGGUGUAUGUUGCGAAUAUUGGUCCAGUUCGUAUUCGAUCGAUUACAAUCGAACUCAAACUGGGUGCAUACAAUCCUCUUACACUUAGUGGAACCAUCUUAGUCAACAAUAUUUUAGCUUCUGUUUACAGUAAAAAUAAACUGAAAGGUACACACUAUACCAAACAUCGAAUAUUUGCGCCCUACCGAUGGUGGUAUUCUUUUGCUAAAUAUUACCUUGGCUUUGAAAAUGUUUAUGAAACGCCCUCAAACGGAAACAAUCGGUUCCUGCGUUCCAUGACUCAUGAAUAUGGCCAUGUUGUCUAUUUGAUUUAUCAAAUCACACAGGCAUUCGGGAUCAUACUAUUGGUUACAGUUAUUAUGCAUAUUAUUCCUCGAAUGGCUGCAUUGAAACAUGUUCCGUUGUUUCGUUAA
Molecule: messenger RNA, 1764 nt
Organism: Adineta ricciae
Lineage: Eukaryota; Metazoa; Rotifera; Eurotatoria; Adinetida; Adinetidae
Source: the annotation of a GenBank genome assembly